AUGGGCUCGCUUAGCCUGUGGGGCAAGUUCGCCAGCUUCCACGACUCGCGCGAGAUCAACCAGCCGUGCCGGCACGACAACGACCCGCACGACAACGAGUGCCGCUCGCCUGCGGAGCCAAAUACGGCCAACCCCGUCUACGACCUCUGCUGCGACAUGGAGAGCCCCGAGGCCGGCCUGCUGCGGAUUCAGAUCUUCGACUACGACGAGUUCUCGCACCAUAAGGAGAUUGGCGCCUGCAAGCUGCGCCCAAUCCCGACGCCGCUUCACUGGUGCGAGCUGCGGCGCGAGGCGGACCACCAGGUGAUGGUGGCGCUGCGACCGUCCGAUUCGGCUCGCUCCGGCGGGCUGCCGCCCGCCAUGCCUCCGCACCCGCACUUGCCGCCGCUCUCGCCGGAUGGUUACACCGACGUGAACGCCGACGUCAUCUUCCCGUUGAUCGUCUUCCUCUUCAUCUUUGUCGCGGUGGCGUACGGGACGGCGCGGUCGGUCAUCCCGAGCGUGCUGCCGGGGAACGGGAUGGUGGAGCUGCAGGAGGAGGGCGAGCCGGGCGGCGGGCCGAUGGAGCCGGCGGCGGAGAUCUCCAGCAAAGACCUCGACGACCUGAAGGCGCAGAGAGCAGCGGCGCCCUCGCCUCACCGAUCGCAGCAGCGCGGGAGGCUCGCGCUCGAAAUGUGAGGCAGGCAGGCAGCGGGAGCGAGUGGAUUUUGAGCGAGAGUAACUAAGCUCAGCCGUAAGCGUCCCUCGGUCU
Messenger RNA from Emiliania huxleyi CCMP1516, 751 nucleotides. RefSeq lists its product as hypothetical. The record is from RefSeq and is a predicted model, not a curated record. Lineage: Eukaryota; Haptophyta; Isochrysidales; Noelaerhabdaceae. The transcript has 3 exons. Bases 1 to 678 code for a protein of 225 amino acids.